Messenger RNA from Clupea harengus (Atlantic herring), 1203 nucleotides. RefSeq lists its product as uncharacterized. Gene Ontology annotation, biological process: regulation of apoptotic process. NCBI's taxonomy places the organism in Eukaryota, Metazoa, Chordata, Actinopteri, Clupeiformes, Clupeidae. The record is from RefSeq and is a predicted model, not a curated record.
UACAGGUGAGGCGAAUAUUUGGGUUCUGUUUUCAACUGAUAGGUUGAAACAUAGGCCAACUUAAAGCCAUAGUAGGCCUCGGUAAAGACUAGGCUGCAUUAAGGCUAUGCACUUGAAUCAAUUAUUUCAGAAAAACAAAACAUUCUAAAAAAUAUCUUUUACAUUGAAAUUACAAGCAAGGUAGACUAAUGCAUACUUUACAUGCAUCUAUACUGAUCCGGCAUGGAUGACGUGCCUUCACAGCUUAACAAUAAGGAAAUGAUGUAACAGGCAUACCUGAAAGUGAAAGUUUACAUCUCAAGGUAAAGGCUUCAGCUUCAUCUCAAGGUCACAAUAUGGAAUUCCUGCAGUCAAAUGAAGGAGCUUUAUGCACACUGUUGUCAGAUCACUUUGAGAAGGUGAUGGAGCAUGUCGAGGAUAUGAUAACAGUUAAGGAACACAAGACUAUAGGUAAACAAGAUGGGAAAGAGCGGAUUAAAUCACUGCUGGCAUUUAUACACCAGAAAGGAGAAGACAAUUGUCAAAAGUUUGUCGCAAUCCUGAGGAAAGAUUUCCCUGAAAUACAGAAGUUAUGCAGUAAUAAAGGCCCUCAGGUUUAUGCAGAUCAAGGCAGCACUAUUGUGGCAUCAGAGACAGCCAACACCAACAUGAAAUCUUAUAAAAUGGAGGUCAAUGUCGACGGGUGCCAAGGAGGCAAACAUGGUCCUUCCCAAGUCCCACCACCAGCCUUUCCCAACAGUGGUUCAUCUAUGGUGGCAACAAAUAACAGUCAUAUUUUUGCCCCAAAGUUAACAAACAGUAAUGUGAAUGAGGAUGUCUCCUUCUGUUUCAACUAUACCUCUGGGUCCAGUGCUAAAUCUUCUAAGCCACAACUCUCAGGUGCAAAUGCAGCAAGUGCAGGAAAAAGGAGGUCUUGCCCCACCAUCUCAGACAAGCGUGGCUUCUUUAAAGACAAUAUCAGUGCUUUGACACAGAACGUGAAAAAUGUGCAACCAAUUCUGGAUGAACUGAAACAGAAGAGUUUCCAUACAGAAAUGGCUUCCAAUGUGCGGGCAGAAAAAACACCCCAAGAGCAGAUGAGGAAGAUCUUGGAGAGCACAACCACUAAAGCAGCAGCAGAAGCUUUAUUUCAAGCCUUACUGAUUCAUGAGAAAGAUCUUAUGAAGGAGCUGACUGAGUCUGACUGAGACUAUAAUGAAAUAU